This is a messenger RNA of Calidris pugnax (ruff), 6077 nucleotides long. It is a transcript of the gene ACOT9, whose product is annotated as acyl-CoA thioesterase 9. NCBI's taxonomy places the organism in Eukaryota, Metazoa, Chordata, Aves, Charadriiformes, Scolopacidae. Gene Ontology annotation, biological process: acyl-CoA metabolic process. Gene Ontology annotation, molecular function: fatty acyl-CoA hydrolase activity. Bases 1788 to 2951 code for a protein of 387 amino acids. The record is from RefSeq and is a predicted model, not a curated record. Gene Ontology annotation, cellular component: mitochondrion. The transcript has 13 exons.
GAGCAGAUUGAGGGAUAUAGUGGGAGCAUCAACCAACUGGAGCAUUAUUGCCUUGAGCCCAGUAUUUCUGUAUAAUGAAGAGUACAUUCUGAAGCUGAAGUCAAGAAGAGUUCUGCUGCUGACCUCGGAGCCAGGAUGAGACUGGUGAAAACAGACUAUAGUUGAAUUUCUAUUGUUUGGUUUCUGUGUGUUUGUAGAUAAAUUUCUGAUUUACUCUCUGAUUAAUUUCUCUUAAACCUUUCACUGAAAGAUAUUGGAAGAAAAUAUUUUUAAAAGUAUAAAGGUGCAUCAUCUUGGAGAUUGCAUCUUUCCUUACUCAUCUAGUAUAUUCCAUUUCUAUGCAGUGGCAUAACUUCAAACAGUAACACUCUGGAGGAGUUGUUAUCUUUCUAUUUUCUCUGAACUCUGCAGUAUUCAUGUUGCCCAUAUGAGGUAAACCAUACUUCAUAUUUAAAACAAACAAACAAAUAACUGGAAUUUUCUGCUAGACAGCUAGACUUUUUACUGUCUUUGAUCAUGGAUUAUUUGUAUUUCCCCGUAAAUUGUAAAAAAGAAAAGAGAGAAUAUAAAUAUGUUGAAGUGAGACUGCUUUGUACCUCUCCUCUCCCAAAAAUAAAACUCAAGCCACAAAAAUCUUCAUCUUAAAUGGCUAAUACUCAGAAUUCAUCCCAAGUCAAAACUUAAAACAAAUUUUCUUUUUGGUGAAAAGGUUCUUUUUAUUGUUUUCUUUUUCUUUUUUUUUUUUAAAUUGGUUUUGUUAACCAUCACAAUUCAGAUGUCAGCAACACAGCACGCAGUACUGGAUGAAUGGCACAUAUCCACAAGUUUCAGUUACGCUGUGUUUUAUGCCUUCUCUUGCACUAUGAAAUAGAUUAAUAAUUUUGCAUACUCUUUGGCUUUAUACUGAAACCAUUGCAUGUUUAACCCUUUGGUUUUUAAUGCUUUGUUACUGGUUCUAGGGAUGUUAGGAAGUAGUUGCUUUGUUCAGUCAGGUUGCACUUUUCAGGGGAGGGAACUUGGCAGGAACAAGUAAGGACAAACGUUGGGCAGGGUUGUUCUAUUGUGGAGAUACUUAUGCAAGGAACCAAUAUGGUAGAUGAGGAAAAAAAGUGACAAUAGGGUGGCCCUUCCUCCCUUCUGAGAGUUGUAACUGAAUUGGUGGUGCUGGAAAAGCAGCUUUGAAGGGGUAGUGCUCCCUUUCCUGUUUUGUUUGUUUCCAUAGCUUUCCUGUAUAGUUGUAAGACAACUAGGUAGGAAGAGGAAGUGAAAUAGAUUAAUCUUCCCUUUCUUUUAGUUUGCUGACCUAGUGUAUGCUUUAUGAACUGAUGUAGGAGAAGUCACCUGUGGAUGAUAGCAAGUCCUAGCAGAUGAGUUCUCUCUGUUUCGUGCUAACCAGCACCAUACAGCUGCUUUACUUCUUGAGAGGGAUUGUAAGUUGACAGUCCUUUAAAAUUGGCACUGUAGGAAGAGUUGUGAUACAGUAGCUAUGGAAGACAUGAACAUGCACAAAAUCUCAUAUGUCAAAUUAUGUCUGAUUUGUUUUUUUCAAGGGGAACCAUUUUGAUAGCGUUCAGAAUUAGAUAAAUUUGAUUAAUCUCUUUAGUGCUUGCUACACGUACACAAAACUAUUUAAAACUUUUCUGCAGUAGUCUUGCUUAGAUUGUGUACAUUUCACUUUCUUUUCAAGGCACGCUUACUGGGUCUUGCUAUUUUCACUACUUUUUUUGUUUUCAUUUUGAUGAUCUUCAGUGUGACAUCUUUUAGCUAGUGUUUGCAGUUCUGUUGUCAUGCUCCAGGCAGCGUGCUGGGUUUUCUUUUUUACCAGGGAUCACGUGCAAGCAAUGCAAGAAAGAAAAGCUCUUCAUACUUUACUGGCAAAACGGCAGGAAGAUCUCCCUCCUAGAAGAAUGAAAGAUAGCUACUUGGAAGUUAUUCUGCCUCUAGGAAGUCAACCUGAAAUAAGAGAAAAGUAUCUGAAUGUACACAACAGUGUAAGGUUUGGAAGGAUCCUUGAAGAUCUUGACAGUUUAGGAGUUCUAAUUUGCUACACUCACACCAAGCAGGAAAUGCAGCCAAGGUCUCCCUUAUCAAUAGUUACAGCUCUGGUGGAUAAAAUCAAUUUGUGCAAGAAGAUUAUCUAUCCAGACUGUGAUAUCAAAUUCACAGGCAACGUUUCUUGGGUUGGAAGGACCUCAAUGGAAGUGAAGAUGCACAUGCUGCAGCUACAUGAUGGUGAUUACAGCCCCGUGCUAGAUGCAACUUUUGUCAUGGUGGCCCGGGAUCCAGAAAAUAAACGGCCAGCAUUUGUUAAUCCACUCAUUCCUGAGACCCCUGAGGAAGAGGAAAUCUUCAAGCAAGGGGAAUUGAACAAGGUGAAGAGGAUUGAUUUCAGCACAGCCUCCUUACUCAAAAUGGCUCCCACUGCAGAAGAAAGAAACAUUGUUCAUGACCUAUUCCUUAAUACAUUGGACACAAGGACAGUAAGUUUCCGGAGUCGUAAGUUACCGCCCAAUUCAGUGUGGAUGGAAGAUGCAAAGCUAAAAGGCCUACAGAUUUGCCAUCCUCAGGAACGGAACAUCUUCAAUAGGAUCUUUGGGGGUUUUCUUAUGAGAAAGGCGUUUGAACUGGGAUGGGCAACUGCUUGCAGCUAUGGGGGUUCCAGACCUUUUAUUGUAUCUGUUGACGAUAUCAUGUUCCAGAGGCCAGUUGAGGUUGGAUCCUUACUACUGCUCUCUGCACAGGUCUGUUACACAGAAAAAAACUACAUCCAGGUUCGAGUACACAGUGAGGUUUAUGAUGCAGAUACCAGGGAGCACCAGACAACCAAUAUCUUCCAUUUCACAUUUGUAUCAGAAAAUGAAGUCCCACAGGUUGUUCCUAAAACUUAUGGAGAGUCCAUGCUGUAUUUAGAUGGGAAGCGACACUUUGCUGCAACCAUGAAAGAAAUCUGACACGCACUGGAUGCUGCAUCAGCAGCGUAGCAGCAUGCUGUCUUGGAAAGAGCUGUCAUCAGGGAUGGCUAACAGACAGGUGUUUGCAAUACUUAAAAAAACCCAAAACAAACAAAAACCCACCCCAAACCAAACCCCACUUCAAAAAGUAUCUUUUUCAGUGCUAUUUAUGUAUUUGCAUAUAUUUGGAUUUUUUUAUUCUCUGCUACUAGGCUUUGUUGAAAUCUAUUUUUACAUGCUGAUGCUAGGAAAAAAGGCUGAAAAAAAUACCAUCUUAAGCUUUAGAUAGCUUCUCUUUAUCUGCUUUGAGAGAUCUCAUUAUGACCUUCACUGUCUUGUCACCAUCUGCCUUCUUUCCUGUAGUUCUUUGUGUUUCCCUGAUAAGGGAUAGAGGUUCUAUCAGAAAAAUAGGUGCAAUAAGUAGAUACAUACAACAGACAUGUUGUAUGUACAGAUGAAAGAUGAAGCCGUUUGACAUAAUGUUCUUGUGUAAAUUAGGUUUAGGGUCUUAUUUUUUUUUUUAACAAGGGCACAUGCAUCUGGGCAGCAACAUAAGCUCAGAAGUUACUAGUGUGUGCUCAAUGUAAAGCAGGUGUUUCCCAUCAGCUGGGAUUUUACAAGGUUGUUACAGCUUCUGUUUUGGAUGGUUUCAUAUUCCCUUGGGAGGAAACUGUUUUUGCAAUGAAAUGAGGUGGCCAGAUAGUCUCUUCUGGCAUUCUGUUUGCGUGAAGCCAGUCCUUGCCAGCUUCUUCUAACUUUGGCAGUUCUUUGGGAUGUAACUCUGAGUUCCUUAGUGAAUGGCUUGUAGAGAUCUCACCAUCUGACUGGUGAGACUGGGAAACGGCAUUAUAGAGCAGAACAUUUUGGUCUGUUAGGGACUGGGAGCAGGAAAGGUGAAAUGCUUCUCAAAUGGUAAUGGUUAUCUUUGAUGCUGGAGUUAGGGGUCCAGAGAAUCUGUGUUGAGCAGCUUCCAAGUCUGCUGCUGAAUGGUGGGAGGAUUUUUAUCCCACUGAGGGGUGGUACAGCUACAGGACAACAUCCUCAACUGGAUUUGUCUGGUUCCUUGGUAAACUGUAACGAAAUACGAGUGUUGCACAGCUUUCAUGGUUGUCAAGUUUACCUGUAAAUAGAGUAGUUCCCCAGCAGAGGGGACACCACGCUGGACGUAACUGUAGCAUGCAAGUAACAGGAAAAGAAGUACUUGAUUCUGAAGUGCGUCUGAUGUAGUGGAGAAAGUUUUAAUGAUCUCCAGUAUCUGGCAGGUAAAGCCCAACAUCCUGAAAUUAGGAAGGUGAGUGGGUGGGAGGCAUCAGCUUUUAGCAGUGAGGGUGAUUAGUCACAAGCACAAAACUGGACCUCUGGUACCUUCAAAUCAAGACUGAUACCCUGCCUGAUCAAGACACCCAAAGAGGAGUAGUUAGGGUCAGUCAUAGGUUAAACUGAUGAAACAUGAUGUCUUAUAGUGCACAAAAGACUCCGGCUUCCCUGCUGGGUUUAAAAUAUUUUGAAAUCAGGAAGCAGCAAGUAGAAAUUAUGUGAAUCAGCACAGAUGACAGGUUGAUAAAAUAAAGCAAUGUGUUGAAAUUUUAUUUUUGAGUAAGAAAGUUUUGAGAAAUUCACAAUUGGGACCAGCUUCCUUUGGUGCUAGGACAGCAUGAAGUUUAUGGCUCUGAAGAGCUGAUGCUGUUCCUGUGAGGAGAGUGAGCACCGUAAUAACCAGCACAACAGCCAGCCGUGCCUUCCUGGGAUUUGGUUGCCUGUGUUUCUAAGCUAGAGAGCUUCCCAGUGGAGGCAUGGGGAUGUUGCCCAGUUGGAUCAGAUUAAUGCAUUGCAGUGAUAGUAAGGUCUAUUUCUCUCUCUGAGAGAGGUUUCUCUCUUCAGCCACACGCCAGUGCUGCUUCAACUCUAUGAUGUUAUGGCUUUUUUAUGUAGUGGUUAUGAUACCAUGGAUAUGUAUGGUAUUUUCUGGUUUUCUCCUCCUUAAAACUCUCGAGAAGCUGAAUGGACUUGACUGACCACACAAAGAACUGAAAUUCUAUCCCAGCUCCUUCUUCCCUCGCUGCACGGGUCACUGCUGGCUGUUGAAAAAUGAGUAGGAAGGUGGGAAGUGGAGGGAUCUAUUUCAGAACUAUGUACUGCUCCUCACUCUGUGUGGUUUUUUAUCGUUGACCCAGUGGUCCUACCUGGGUCGCUUUUGUAUGACCUUUGUAAGUUAAGGGAGCACCAAGUUCUUCCUCUACUGUCUUUUCAGCUGCAUUUAAAUAGGAAUUUAUCAUCAUUUUAAAAUUCAGCCUUCAGGAAGGGACUGGGGAGGAGAAAAAGAGGUAAUACAGAGCAAGGCAUGACGUCAACACCUCUGGACACAGUGGAGAAAGCAAAUCCCACAAGUAACGAUGAUGCUUAGAAGAAUUAGUGUGUUUCCAAAGUUCACAAUAACUUAAUCAUAUACCACAAUCACAGUAGUUAUAGAGAUGUAUGUACAGUCAUACAGAAUGUGUGUAUAUAUAUAUACAUAUGUAAAAGGUAUAAAAUAUAUAUAGUAAUAAACAGAAAGAUCUAGUCCUCUCUGAUAAUAGCCUAAAUGUAUCUUUGUCAAGGGUGUUAUUUAUGCACAUUGCUGUAUACCUUUGUGUGUGAGAGAGAACUUCUCAGAUCUCACAUUCAGUAUUAAAAUAUUUUAAUGUAGUAAACAAUCUUGAGUUUAUACUGUAGCUUAAUAACCAGCCUGUCACUGCUGUGACUGACCAUUACCACACAAGCCAAAAGGUAUUGGUAUGAAAUCUUUUUAUUUAUAGUGAACUUACCUGUGUAAUUGGCUGCAGCUCUGGAGUGGGAAGUAAAUGUUUCUGUGCCCAUCGCAUCUUGGAAUGCAGCGAGGAAGAGGAAGCCUGUGGUAGCUGGAUUGCCUCCCCUAACCCUCUCAGUAGAUAAUGGUGAUAUAAAAGGAGAUUUUUCAUAGAAUGUAGAAUGGUUUGGGUUGGAAGGGAUCUUAAAUAUACAUCCGAACUCCAUUUUUGUGGAACUGGCUGAGUUCACUGCCCAAAGAAGCACUUUGAUUCAAAUGUUUUUAUUUUUCUGUGUUUUAAAAAAAAAUAAAAUAAAAUUAACAUUACUUAUUCAAACUUA